Messenger RNA from Capsella rubella, 910 nucleotides. RefSeq lists its product as uncharacterized. The transcript has 5 exons. Lineage: Eukaryota; Viridiplantae; Streptophyta; Magnoliopsida; Brassicales; Brassicaceae. The coding region runs from base 27 to 749 and encodes 240 amino acids. The record is from RefSeq and is a predicted model, not a curated record.
AACCAAUAACCCAAUUGAAUCCAAAAAUGGUAGCUUCUCUUUCCUUUCAUUCCAUCGCCACCGUCAAUAAUAUCUACUCCGGCGGUGCUGGCCGUUCAAUCUCCCGGCGUAGCUGCCAAUUCAGAGCAACUGGAGUGAGUUGCAGGGGACAGAAUCCUACUAACGAGCCACAGACAAGUAAAGAACCCGAGCCGGACAAUGUUCUACUCAAAAUUGCUUGGUAUGGAUCUGAGCUACUAGGAAUCGCUGCUUCCGUAUUCCGAUCUCCGGAGACUUCUCCGACUGUGACAGGCUUUGAGGUUCCGGUUGAUUGUUCGGGAAGAGCCGUUCGUGUAGCUGUCGUGGAUUCGAUUAAACAAGACUUCAAACGAUCGUAUUUUGUUACAGGGAAUUUGACGCCGGAGGUUUAUGAGGAGAAGUGCGAAUUCGCCGAUCCGGCUGGUUCCUUCAAGGGUCUUGCUCGUUUCAAAAGGAAUUGCACUAACUUCGGAAGCCUAAUCGAGAAAUCGAAGAUGAAGCUCAUGAAAUGGGAGAAUUUCGAGGAUAAAGGAGUUGGACAUUGGAAGUUUAGCUGUGUCAUGUCAUUUCCAUGGAAACCCAUUCUUUCAGCAACUGGUUACACGGAGUAUUAUUUCGACGCAGAAUCCGGAAAAAUUUGCAGGCACGUGGAGCAUUGGAAUGUCCCUAAGAUUGCUCUGUUCAAGCAACUUCUGAGACCCAGCCGUGGAUUAAUGGGGACACAAAACUAGCGGAUGAAGUAUGAUGUCAAUUUCAAAUUAGAUUUCUAAACAGUAAAUAUAUUAAACUUCCUUCUCAAACUAAUAUGUAUUAGAGAUCUGUAUUGAAUAUUAAACUUCCUUCUCAAACUAAUAUGGGGAUACUCUACUAUUAGAGAUCUGUAUUGAAUCUA